Molecule: messenger RNA, 4167 nt
Organism: Formica exsecta
Lineage: Eukaryota; Metazoa; Arthropoda; Insecta; Hymenoptera; Formicidae
Exons: 15
Coding region: 52-4167 (1371 amino acids)
Biological process (GO): synaptic vesicle priming; synaptic vesicle maturation; dense core granule priming
Cellular component (GO): neuromuscular junction; terminal bouton; plasma membrane
Molecular function (GO): syntaxin-1 binding; calmodulin binding; diacylglycerol binding
Source: RefSeq, a predicted model, not a curated record
CCGAUUAAAGAACUCGAGAAAUUGAGCCGACUAACCGUGGAUCCUCAGAUCAUGUCGCUGCUCAGCGUAACGGUGAAGAAGGCGCGGUUCGUCUGCGAGGAUGCGGAGCAGUUCAACUCCUACGUAACGUUGAAGUUACAAAAUGUAAAGUCAACGACAGUCACUGUGAAAGGGGCCAAUCCAUGCUGGGAACAAGAUUUCCUCUUCGAAACGAAUGACAUGAAUGCUGGGCUCGUGGUGGAAGUAUGGUGCAAGGGAUUCUUGUGGGACCGUUUUCUGGGCUACUACUAUAUCCCACUGUCAGAGGUGUCCUACAUGAACGAGGUAACGAGAAAUCAGUGCAACUUAAAUCAUACAGAGGUACAGCAAUUUGAACGACACACAUCGUUUGAUAUGCGUGACACCAACAGCAACACACAGCCAGACAUCAUCACUGACACGGAGACUACAGGACAGUGGGUCAAUUUGGGUCUGGAGCUGGAGCAGAGGGGCAAUGAUAUCAUCGGUACGAAGAAACCGACAGGCCAUUCGCUUCUAAUUGACUGCCGACUAGAGCUGCCGUACGGAAACGGGAUAUAUGGUACUCUCGAGAAAAUAUCGAGGGAUUUUCGAGCAAAUGAAAGGGACUACGAACUUACGCUCUUGCGAAAGAAUCUUUGGUAUCUAAGUAAACUUAGGAUGACAGAUCGACUGAAGACGUCAAAUUAUCGAGACUCGCGAUUAACUGUUUCCCCAUCGAUAUCUAUCUUUUCGAAAGACCCCGAGAACACGGAUGCGGCCGAUCUGCAGAGGAAGCUGGAAAUGCUGAACAACAUGAUGGACCAGGAGGCGCGGGCCGAACAGGCACGAAGGCAGAUAUUAUACAAUAUAGGCCACUCGGGAUACUCGGAGGAUUCUGACUACACGUCGGACUUGAAUUAUCCAGUAGCUGGACAGGGCGCGAACAGCUCGGCCUCACAGUUUCGUACAGCGGCUAACCAAUUGGCUACACCUCAAAGAUCCCUCGAGACGUCGAGAGAAAAUAGUUACGAGAGAGACGAUCAUCAGGUUCCAGUCACCGUCGCAGGAAGGCUGGCGCCUGGUAAUUACGGAAGUUACGGAAGUUCGGGCCACAGUCCGAGAUACGACGAGCCGUAUCCGGAGGACGGUCUACCGCAGAGAUACUUGCAGACUCAGCAGCACCCUUCAGAGUCUUCCGAGCCACUCUUUUACAACAGUAGACCGAAGCACUACAAGGAAUACAGCCAAGACGGCUGGUACAGCGAGGGUUAUGAUUAUCACGGAACGAAGGUCGACGACGCGAGAAUUUAUAGCGACACUGAAUACUACUCAAACAACACGACAUCUACUACAAAAAGACGGGGAGCGAAAGCAAUUCCACACAGAAGACCGUCUCUGGAAAGACAAAUGACUUUAUAUGACGAUCAUUCGUAUUACGCUGAUGGAUAUAGCAGCGACGGUAGAGUGGGUAAAAUGAGCGCUAUGUAUCCGGAAUGCGAGACGGAUAUUAGGUAUAACGAAUACUACGAUAACAUAACGGGAUACGUCUAUCAAGAUGAGAGAUAUGGUCAGGACGACGAGGACAGACAAUGGGACAGUGGAGGGAAACGGUACUUGGGAACAAGUACGUACUAUGAAAAUAAGCGAAACAGAAAGACGCUUCCACAGAGGCCAGCUUCAAGCAUUGGUAUACAUCGGCCAGAUUACAGACCCACUGUUACCAGACAGCGUAGCUACGAAUCAGAAGAACUCGACUACAACGGAUACAAUACUCGUCGCCGGAAGAUCUUGCAGCCGCAACAGCGUCCGAUAUCGCGGCAGGAGGGUGGCACCGGUAAGAAACUACCUCCGACCCCGACCAAGCCGAGCAACGUGGUAAUCAACCGUAAGCUCGCCUCUUUGCCCGCUACGCCGAGCAGACAACUGCCAAAGACCAGAACGCCCUCCGAAGAAAGCUAUUACAAGUCUGAUUACAACGAGGACUAUAAUUACGCUUACCGUAGUCAGGAUAAUCUUCCGCAGGACACGUAUACGGAGAACAUUUACAGUCAGCAGCAGAGCGACCAGGUGGACCAAGUGCACGCCGCUAACAAGACUCAUUAUCCCGAAAUAAACCACGGUAAUCAGUACGGAUACGUUGACGGUCAAUACGACCAAUCGUAUCCGAACCAGCAGAUACAGAACAGCUACGGGCAGACUACAUAUGCGCAACAGAAUUCAUACAAGGACGAGUAUCAGCAACCUUACGCGCAGCAGAACGCUGAAACCUAUCAUGAUGAAUCCUAUCUAGACACGACAUAUCCGAUCGCCAGCCAGGCAAAUGAUCACCAGUACACGAAUCAGACUAAAAAUCAAUACGACAAGCCUGACGGUAUGAUAAUCGAGGACAAUUAUCACGAGAUGGGCUUCGAUCAGAACAACAUUCAGUAUCAGCAGGACUAUAAACAGCAGGACUACAAACAGCAGGACUAUAAACAGCAGGAUUACAAACAGCAGGACGUUUAUCAAGAGCAAUAUGACGAUUAUAAUGUCACUACCGUUCCGUCGACCGUUUACGAUCAGAAUAACGUCACGAAUACAUACAAUCAGUAUCAGCCGGAACAGUACGAUUCCCAAUAUAAUAUCAAUACGUCGACUGAUUAUCAAAAAACUUAUCAAGAGACGUACAAUCAAGUGCCUGUUACAUCGCAGGAUAAUUAUCAGGAAUCUUAUACGAAGCAACCGCAGGAAGAUUUUAUAAAUUAUCAAACGCCAUAUAGUAAACAGGAAGAUGUGCCUACAACGUACAAGAAUAAUUAUCAGGAACCUUAUCAGGAAAAUUAUCAAGAGAUGUACGACGAGUAUCAAGAUUCUUAUCAGGGAUCCUUCGAGGAGCAGGGUUAUAAAGAGAGCCCAACAACGGCGACGGACAGAAGACAGAGCGAAGUGCCCGAGCUCUCCGUGACUACGCCUCGUGGUCAGACAAGGACAAAUGGUUAUCCGUCAAGCGAGUCAGAAUAUAUUUAUCAAGAGAACGAGGACGCGUCAUUAAGCACUUCGAGAAGGAAGAAGCUUGGCAAUAAGCGCGAAGCCAGCCCGCUUCUUCAGCAAAAUACGGAUUCGCUCGAGUCCAGAGACGACGAACUAAAAGAUUCGUUUGAAACUGUCGUGAGUUCCGUCAGCAGCAAUCAGUUGAAGAAGGGAUACAGCGAAUACUCGACAGCUGGUGAUUCAAGUCCCGCAGCUGUCACUUUGGUGGAUUCCUUGCCGAAUGUCGCUCAAUCUCAGACGACUACGAUGGUCAAUCACGUGACUGCCAAUCACGUAACCACCACCGCAAUGGUUCAUACUACUACAAAUAUCGUGAAUGGCAAACGACCGUUAGCCAGGACAGAUUCCUAUCAGGAGGACAUUGUCGAGGAUGAGGAAUACCCGGAGAUUAUACCCAAAGAGCCACAGAGAAAGGACUCGCAGCUGUCGCAUCAGAGUCAGCUCAGUCAACACUCUCAGUCGACGCAGAAGCCGAAACUCACUAGAGGAGACUCUUAUGCCUCGGAUAAUUUUCCCGAGGAAUCUUACAGUCGUAGAGAUUCGUAUUCACAACUGUCCAGGAAAGAUUCUUUCUCAUCGACCACUGAGGGAUUCAAGCCACCUCUCACCAGGACCGAUUCAUACCAGCAGAGAGAAUUACGAGGAAGCAAUUAUGGACAGAACUUUACUGCUCUACAGCCAAUUUCCAGAGCCGAAAGUUAUCAACGCGGUCAUUUCAAGGAUCAAGAAUCGAUCGAUCAGAGCGAUAUUGUUCUGAGCAACGCGAUAGACGGGGAUUAUCAGAUGCGGGACGAGACUCUUGAGAGGUACGAACGAGGCGAGGAAGCCUUGCUUCGUAACUCUCGAGAGGACUCAUUGGUCGAACAAUAUAAAGGAACCCCGUCUUUGUCGCAUAUUGAAAGUCCGCGCGGGAGCAUAACUAAGCAGGCAUCACUGGACGAAAGCGUUCAGAUGGACACACCACCGAGAAGUCCGCCGGAGCCGCCAGCCGACGAGGAGCUACUAGAGAUGGUCGGUGCUGCGCCCGUACCCACGCAGCUGAAAGAACGUCCGGAAAUGACGGCGAGACAACGCUGGCAUUGGGCGUACAAUCAGAUCAUCAUGCAGCUAAACGUACGUAAGGUUUACUCUCUUUAA